AUGUACCGUUGGGGUGUUUGGGAGGCUCUUCUGAGCCUGGUGCUCAUCUUUAUGGCCGGAUCCGUGUGGAUACAGGUCGAAGGGCACGAGGAGCACGAUGCUCACUACUGGAAGCAUAUGGCGCACGAGCUGCUGUACGAGAAGAAGGACUAUACGAUGCAGAAGAUUAACAUUGCCAAAAACAUCAUGGUGUUUGUCGGUGCCGGUAUGUCCCAAGCGACCGUCACUGCUGCCCGGUUCUACAACGGAGGCGACAAUGAAACGUUUGCCUUCGAGCGUUUGAAGUGGAGCGGAAAUGCACGGACUUACUGCGUCGAUAGCCGUGUGCCGGACAGUGCCUGUGCCGGGACAGCCUUUCUGACCGGUGUGAAAUCCAACUUUGGCACCGUGGCGAUGGAUCCGACCGUUCACCGGGGCGAGUGUACCAACGAUGCGGCGAAAAAACUUGCCUCCAUCGCCAAAUGGGCCCUCGAGGCGGGCAAAGCGGUCGGAUUCGCAACCACAUCACGCGUUACCUCCGGUUCGAACGCGGCCCUGUACGCCAACAGUCCCGACAGUGACUGGGAAAACGAUGCUGACGUUAGUGCGGGUGGAUGUACUGCAGCUACCGUGCCGGACAUUGCUCAUCAGCUUAUCCACGGUGACAUUGGAAAACAAUUUAAGGUGAUUCUUGGUGGAGGACGUAAGCAUUUCAUUCCAACCACCGAAACGGAUCCUUCCGGUGCACGAGGACUGCGAGCCGAUGGUAAAAACCUCAUCAACGAAUGGAAACAGUCAAAGCAGGGAGCAAACGCCACGUAUAUAACAACCGUGGGUGAACUGGCCAGCCUAGACACAUCCAAGAUCGACUACCUGCUCGGACUGUUCGAUUACGACCAUCUGCCCUUCAGCUCGGACAUCGCCAACGGCAGUGACACGCCGGCGCUCGUGCGCAUGGUGCAUUAUUCGCUCGAGAUGCUUCAGAAACCGGAACACACCAACGGCUUCCUGCUGUUCGUGGAGGAUGGCAAUAUCCGGCGGGCACACGGCCAAAACAAACCGCGCAAAGCGUUCGAUCAGGUACGCCACUAUGCCAGCGCGUUCAACAUGGCCAACAUGAUGGCGAGCGAGCAGAAUACGCUCUUUAUCUCGAUGAACGACGUCGGCAGCACGCUCUCCCUGCCAGGCUACCCGGAACGUUCGUCGGAUCCGUUGGCAACUGCGGCCGGUACCGGCAGUGACGAUACGCUGCCUUAUCUUGGCCUUAGCUAUGCAACCGGACCGUCACACUCCCAGUACUAUCGUCCCGGCGUGGGACGGCUAAACCCGAUGGAGGUGCUGCAAGGCGUACCGAACGUACUGGAACGUACCUGUCCGGCGUUGGUUCCGAUGGUGGAGGGUGCCGAUGGUGGUGAAGAUGCUAGCGUGUACGCCUCUGGACCGUGGGCGUUUAUGCUGUCCGGCGGGUACGAGCAGCACUUUGUGGCCCAUACGAUUGCGUUCGCUUCCUGCAUGGAUGGGGCGUGCGAUGGAGCGGCCACGUUGGUACUGUCUUGGGUUGCGAUCCUCGGUGCGGUUAGUGUACGAUUGUUUGCGUAGAUUU
Messenger RNA from Anopheles maculipalpis, 1582 nucleotides. Its product is annotated as membrane-bound alkaline phosphatase-like. Gene Ontology annotation, molecular function: alkaline phosphatase activity. The record is from RefSeq and is a predicted model, not a curated record. Bases 1 to 1578 code for a protein of 525 amino acids. The transcript has 6 exons. NCBI's taxonomy places the organism in Eukaryota, Metazoa, Arthropoda, Insecta, Diptera, Culicidae. Gene Ontology annotation, biological process: dephosphorylation.